Molecule: messenger RNA, 2309 nt
Organism: Homalodisca vitripennis (glassy-winged sharpshooter)
Lineage: Eukaryota; Metazoa; Arthropoda; Insecta; Hemiptera; Cicadellidae
Exons: 2
Coding region: 1815-2309 (164 amino acids)
Source: RefSeq, a predicted model, not a curated record
CAGAAGCUGAACCCAAAGAAAUCAUGUGAUGCCAGUGAAGUAUCGGUGUGGCUUAUCAAACGUUACUUUAGGCAUAUUUUGAGACCACUAACAAAACUGAUUAAUCUCUCAUUUGACACUGGAAAUUUACUAUCUCUUUUAAAAACCGCUAAAGUCAUUCCAAUUUUCAAAAAGGACGACCCCUGCUUAAAAAGCAACUACCGUCCUAUUUCGAUCCUUCCAGUGUUCAGCAAAAUCUUUGAAAAGGUUUUCUAUGAAAGAAUCUUAAACUUUCUAGAAGACAACGAAAUUCUGAUCCCUGAACAAUUUGGAUUUAUAAAAAACAAAUCCACAAUUGAUGCAGUAAAUAAUCUUGUAGAAAAUGUUGUCGAUGGUUUGGAGAGACGAGAGUACGUGCUUAGCGUAUUUCUCGACAUUUCCAAAGCUUUUGACUGCGUACACCAUGAGACACUGUUGUACCAGUUAGAUAAAUGUGGCGUCCGGGGCCUCCCGCACUUAUGGCUCACUUCUUACCUCAAGGAUCGAGACCAGUGCGUAGAAAUUUCAAAUGUUGUUUCUGAAAAAAUCAAAAUGGCUCAUGGUGUCCCUCAGGGUUCAAUCCUCGGGCCCCUUUUAUUUCUGAUAUACGUCAGCAGAUUGAAUUCAGUAAUCCACUAUGGGAAACUGAUUCAGUAUGCUGACGACACGACUCUCUGCUUCAAAAAUAAAUCUCUCAAAGAUUUGGAGAUCACAUCAUUCACAGAAUUAAAUUCAGUUAUACAGUUCUUUUCGGAAAUAAACUUGAAAACCAACCAGUCGAGAUCAAAUGUUGUACAAUUCUCUCUCCGACAGGCAGAUGCAGAGCAGCCCGCUGUUUUUGUGGAUGAGGACCUUUUAGAGGAAACUAAUUCCAUGACGUUUUUGGGAAUGCUCCUUGAUAGGGGACUGACCUGGAACGAUCAUGUAGAUAACGUAUGUGCUAAGGCUUCCUCAGGCAUAUUUGCAUUGCGAAAACUAGCAAUCCACUGUUCCCCAAGAGUCUUAAAGAUGGCUUAUUAUGGUCUUAUUCAUGCACAUUUAGCGUAUGGAAUAAGACUGUAGGGAGGUUGUUCAAAAAGCAAAAUGGAGCGAGUUUUUAAACUCCAAAACAAGCCGUAAGAGUAAUUGGAAAGUAAAAACUUUAGAGAGUCGUGCAAGGAAUCUUUCAGGAAGUUGGGAUUGCUGACUUUACCCUGCCUCUAUAUUUCUGAGGUGAUCAUGUACUGCUUCUCCAAGUACGAUGUAUGUCUUGGUUCGUGGCAGGGAAGUUCACCAAUAUGAAACCAGAGGUAGGGACAACUUCAGAACGCAGCAACAAAGACUGACGUUGUCUCAACACCUCCCGCAACAAGUUGGUGCAGACUAAUCAACAGGCUCCCUGAAAGUGUGAACAAUUCAAACAACACAAAUCAAUUUAAAACUCGUCUCAAGCGCCUUCUGGUGUCUAAAGCGUUUUACUCUGUUGAAGAAUUCAUGAUGAGCCGCUGGGAAAUUUAAAAAUCAAAAUUCAACAGCUGGAUCUGAUGUCGGAAUGGAUGUGUCUGUAUGAAUGUUUAAAAUGUAUGUCUGACUGAUUGAAAACGUGUACAUGGUUAUUUUUACAAAAUGUGUUAAAGUUGACGAUUGCAAUACAAUGUCAGAAAUUGUUUAAAUGCAAUAAAGAUAUUAUUAUUACUGUAAUAGUGACGAGUAAACUAUGAUACUGGUCAAUGCUCCUGUGACAGUAACUGGCACAUCAUCUCUUGCCCCCCAGCUCCACGUACCGUACUCAGGUAAACGCUCUGCGGUGCGCUAGUAUGAUACUGGCCAAUGGUCCUGUGACAGUAGCUGGCACAUCAUCUCUUGCCCCCAGCUCCACGUACCGUACUCAGGUAAACGCUCUGCGGUGCGCUAGUAUGAUACUGGCCAAUGGUCCUGUGACAGUAGCUGGCACAUCAUCUCUUGCCCCCAGCUCCACGUACCGUACUCAGGUAAACGCUCUGCGGUGCGCUACUAUGAUACUGGCCAAUGGUCCUGUGACAGUAGCUGGCACAUCAUCUCUUGCCCCCAGCUCCACGUACCGUACUCAGGUAAACGCUCUGCGGUGCGCUAGUAUGAUACUGGCCAAUGGUCCUGUGACAGUAGCCGGCACAUCAUCUCUUGCCCCCAGCUCCACGUACCGUACUCAGGUAAACGCUCUGCGGUGCGCUAGUAUGAUACUGGCCAAUGGUCCUUGUGACAGUAGCUGGCACAUCAUCUCUUGCCCCCAGCUCCACGUACCGUACUCAGGUAAACGCUCUGCGGUGCGCUAG